Miscanthus lutarioriparius is the source of this 486-nucleotide messenger RNA. Lineage: Eukaryota; Viridiplantae; Streptophyta; Magnoliopsida; Poales; Poaceae. The record is from the annotation of a GenBank genome assembly.
AUGUCUCCCGAGAAUCCCAGCCCAGCAGUGCCGGCCGAAAGCCGCCCCAAGGCCAUGCCACACGUGCCACGCCACGGGAAGGGGAAGAAGAAGGACGAGAAGAAGGAUGACGAUCCGGAGAUUCGCUCUGCCACGAGCUCAAUGACUUCAGUCCCAAAGCCACUGAAAUUCCUCCGCCCGCACUUUGGAACUCUGAAGUCCUAUUUUGAAACAAUGCCAGAGUCCGAGCUCAAGAAGUACAUGGCUGACAUACUGUCAGUGUUAGCUUUGACAAUGUCCAUCGAAGGAGAAAGAGAGAGCCUGAAAUACCGUUUGUUGGGCUCUGAGGGUGAUAUUGGUUCAUGGGGUCAUGAAUAUGUGAGAAAUUUGGCUGGCCAGAUUGCACAAGAAUUCCAAAAGCGUCAGGUUGCACUCUCACUCAUGCUAGAAUUCUUGAAUCAUUUUGUAUUGUUGUUAUAUCUACGACUUGUACCAGGGUUUUGCUGA